This is a messenger RNA of Musa acuminata AAA Group (dessert banana), 829 nucleotides long. RefSeq lists its product as uncharacterized. The record is from RefSeq and is a predicted model, not a curated record. Bases 261 to 662 code for a protein of 133 amino acids. Lineage: Eukaryota; Viridiplantae; Streptophyta; Magnoliopsida; Zingiberales; Musaceae. The transcript is spliced from 4 exons.
GUUGGCCCAUCGUCUUUACUCGCUUUCCGCCGCCGCCCACCUCCUCUUUGGAACCACGAUAAGCUCCUCUUCCUUCCGCCACUGCGUCCUGCCCCGAAGCGUGCCGGCUGCAGGUCGCCGCUUUCCGCCUCCAAGAACGCUCUGGCUACUGGCUCGAACCGCUACCACCGCGCUUCAACACAAACAGGAAUUGGGACUGCACCGGAUUGAUCGACAGCGGUGUUUGAUACCUCAAUUGAAUAGGACUUUGUUCAAAGUCGAUGGGCACCGAAUCCAAAGGCAAAGCGCCACCUAAAGUGGUGAAACUUGAUAAGGCGCUGAAAUUGGCCGAAGCUUGGGUUAAUAAUAUGAGCAGACCAGCGAUUUAUGAGCAGAGUGAAGUAGAAUUUGAGGGUCGACCUUCGAGGUUAGGUCUGGGAGCUAAAAUCACACCAAAAAUGAAAGCGGCAGUUUCAAGUGAUCCAGUUGAACGGAAAUUGCUUGGGAAGUUGAACUCAAAGAAGAAACUGUCUUCGGAAAAUGUAGAGAAAGCUAGCCCAGUUAAAGAGAAUUCACCAAGCGACGAUGAUGAAAAUGAACCAGAGAGCAGAACAAGUGCUUUUGUGAAGAAGAGACCAAUGCCUCCAGCAACAUCUUUGCAGUCUUCCAAGAAGAGAAAAUGACAUUCUGUAAUCUUUGUCAGGUUUAAAUUGUGUAGAUGAGGUGGGUGCACUUGUUCUCAAAUUAUUUAUCAUUGUCCAUGUUCUUACAAGGUUCCUUCACAUUCUGAAUGUUAGAACCUUUUCCCUUGAUCAAUCAAGUCCCAUACCAUCUACAUUGUUUUACUUCA